AUGAACUGUCGCAAGCAGGAGCCCUUCGACCUGACGAACACGGCGCGGUCGGUGUAUGACCCCGAAACGUUCGAGAAGAUCGUGAACACGUUCCGCGAGAGCUACAAGCGGCUGGCGGCCGGCCUGCGCCUGUGCGCGUUGCUGCUCAGCUUCGAGACUCAGGACGUGUGGAACGCGCGAGAACUGAGGGACGCGCUGCAGCUGGCGGGAGACGCCUGGACCAGGCAUCUCAAGCCGCUUGUGGACAUCGGUCUACUGACGGCGACGGGUGAGGUUUGCGAGGAGUCUAACGGAGGCUCACCGGCCGCCGACGCAACACUAGCUCUGAACCUCAGCUUCUCCUGCAAGAGAACUAAACUGCGACUCACAUGCGCCAGCGCACCCAGUCAUGCAGGCGGGUCUGGGUCCGGGUCGGGCGCGGCGGAGGGCGCGGAGAGCGCGCACUGCGACGACGACCGCAAGAUGUACCUGCAGGCAGCCAUCGUCAGGAUCAUGAAGCAGAGGAAGGUGUUACGCCACACAGAACUCAUCCAGGAAGUAGUGUCCCAGGCCCGCGGGAGCUUCGCCCCUUCCGUGGCAAUGAUCAAGAAGUGCAUCGAAGCCCUCAUCGACAAGCAGUACCUCGAGAGAGCCCCCGCAGCCCUAGACACCUACUCCUACCUCGCGUAGGCCUCCGCCCCCCGCUACGACCGCGACAGCUACGCUGCUACGACAAGCGCUACGGUAGCGCGUUCGAGCCCCGGCCAGCACUCGAGUCGCAGUCUGUUGUAUAUUACAUGUACAAUACAUAAAUAUGUAUAUUUAAAGUAGAGGGCGCUGUCGGCGCGCGGCUAUAUAAUGAUAAUAUAAUAAACUUGUACGAACAUCGUUA
This is a messenger RNA of Trichoplusia ni (cabbage looper), 871 nucleotides long. Its product is annotated as cullin-2-like. Gene Ontology annotation, molecular function: ubiquitin protein ligase binding. The transcript is spliced from 7 exons. The record is from RefSeq and is a predicted model, not a curated record. Gene Ontology annotation, cellular component: Cul2-RING ubiquitin ligase complex; SCF ubiquitin ligase complex. Lineage: Eukaryota; Metazoa; Arthropoda; Insecta; Lepidoptera; Noctuidae. Gene Ontology annotation, biological process: SCF-dependent proteasomal ubiquitin-dependent protein catabolic process; protein ubiquitination. Bases 1 to 669 code for a protein of 222 amino acids.